CAUUCCAUUUCAAUAAAGAGAGAGAGAGAGAGAGCGCAUUUCCAUCCCUCUCCCAAAACCUUCUUCCCCCACCGGCCACCGCAUCAACAGCUCCGAAAAGGCAAAGGACGAGAAGGGAGCGGGGAUGGUCGUGCGGAUCCGGCUGGCCCGGUUCGGAUGCCGGAACAGGCCCUUCUACCGGCUGAUGGCCGCCGACAGCCGCUCCCGGCGCGACGGCAAGCACCUCGAGGUGCUCGGAUACUACGACCCGCUCCCCGGGAAGGAUGGUGGCAAGAGGAUGGGGUUAAAAUUUGACCGAGUCAAGUAUUGGUUGUCGGUUGGGGCACAGCCAUCAGAUCCUGUCGAGCGCAUACUCUUUCGUGCAGGAAUUCUACCUCCACCUCCAAUGUUAGCUAUGGCACACAAGGGCGGGCCUCGGGACAGACAGCUUAUCGAUCCGAUGACUGGACACCCUUUGGACAUUGAAGGUCUCUCAAUUGUUGAUGAUCCUAAUGCUCCGGAUGGUGAAAAUGGAGCAUCUAUUGAGAAGACGGCUUGAAUGGGCAUGAUAAUAUUCUGCUUUAGUAUAACUAUGCUAGAUAUGAGUUGUUUUAGCAUUUAUGCCCUGUAGAUUGGUUUGGUAGCUUGUUACUGUUGCACAAUGUGAGAACUUUUUGCCAAGUGACUUCUGAACAAUAAUUACUUUAUGCAUCUGAAGUUUAGUUCUGAAAAAGCUUCUAUUUUGCUUUUUCUUGAAUAUUCUUCACCAUACCUCUGUGGAAUGUGGACCUGAUACUGCAGACUUA
Messenger RNA from Panicum virgatum (switchgrass), 785 nucleotides. RefSeq names its product 30S ribosomal protein S16-2, chloroplastic/mitochondrial-like. Gene Ontology annotation, cellular component: ribosome; small ribosomal subunit. Lineage: Eukaryota; Viridiplantae; Streptophyta; Magnoliopsida; Poales; Poaceae. Gene Ontology annotation, molecular function: structural constituent of ribosome. The transcript has 3 exons. The record is from RefSeq and is a predicted model, not a curated record. The coding region runs from base 125 to 538 and encodes 137 amino acids. Gene Ontology annotation, biological process: mitochondrial translation.